Messenger RNA from Penicillium verhagenii, 1617 nucleotides. RefSeq names its product acyl--CoA ligase. The record is from RefSeq and is a predicted model, not a curated record. Gene Ontology annotation, biological process: secondary metabolic process. The transcript is spliced from 5 exons. Gene Ontology annotation, molecular function: CoA-ligase activity. NCBI's taxonomy places the organism in Eukaryota, Fungi, Ascomycota, Eurotiomycetes, Eurotiales, Aspergillaceae. Bases 1 to 1617 code for a protein of 538 amino acids.
AUGAUUUUCGAACCAGCUGAGCGUGUGCUGCUCCCUACAAAAGACCUGUUGUCUUUCAUCUUUGAUGAUCCACCAUACGACCAAGACCUACCAAUCUAUGUCGAUGCGAAAAACCCGAGUCGUUCAAUCUCCUGCAACCAAGCGCGCCUUAAGAUCAGAAAGCUCAUUGCCGGUCUACGAGCUGCUGGUCUUCGCAGAGGGGAUUGUGUUCUCAUUCACUCUUUCAAUGACAUCAACUACAGCAUCUUGGUGCUGGCCAUUAUUGGUGCAGGUGGAAUCUUCACCGGCUCCAAUCCUGCGUACACGCCCAAUGAACUUGCGCAUCAUGUCAAAGCGGCAGAAUGCAAAUUUCUGAUCUCCGAGCCAGAAAUCUUACACAAUCUUCUUACAGCAGCCAAGAAAGUAGGUAUCCAGAAGGAAAACGUGUGGAUAUUUGACAAUGUGGAACAAGCUGUCCCGCCCGGCCACAAAUCCUGGAAGGCCUUAAUGGACCACGGCGAAGAAGACUGGGUGCGAUUCAAUGAUUUGAGAAUUGCGGAGACGACUACCGCUGCGAGACUGUUCAGCAGUGGAACGACUGGUCUACCAAAGGCUGCCAUGAUUACCCACUAUAAUUUGAUUGCACAACACGAGCUUGUCAUUGGACUUCACCCUCGUGAUUUUCAGAUUUCGCGAAUCAUCGCUGUUCCUGUCUUCCAUGCAUCGGCAGCCCCUGUGACCCAUAUCUCCACCUUGAAGGCAGGACAACAGGCUUACAUGAUGCGAAGAUUUGACCUCGAGCAGUAUUUGGUUUCUGUGGAAAAGUACAACAUUACUGAUCUUGCAAUGGUACCACCCAUCGUCAUUGCAAUUUUGAUGGCUCCCAUCUCGCAGAAAAGACCAUUCUUGAAAAAGGUUCGGGCGGCGGCCUGCGGAGCGGCUCCCCUAGAUAAAGAUGUCCAAGCUCGGUUCCGAUCAAUGAUCGGAGAUGGGUCUCCCUUUGUGCAAGUAUGGGGCAUGACAGAAACAUCGUGUGUUGCGACCAUGUUUCCAUAUCCAGAGCAUGAUGAUACUGGGCUCAUUGAUGACGAAGGUCGCAAUAUAUCUGCCUAUGGCGUCCGCGGAGAGCUGUGCGUACGAGGAUCGACAGUCACGCCAGGAUACUACAAGAAUCCCGAAGCGAACGCUGACUCAUUUGACUCGGAAGGGUGGUACAAAACGGGGGACAUUGCGUACUGCGAUGAAGCCACCCGAAAGUGGUACAUUGUUGACCGAAAGAAGGAGCUCAUCAAGGUAAGGGGGUUCCAGGUUGCACCACCUGAGCUAGAGGCGGUUCUACUUUCCCACCCUCAGAUCAUUGAUGCGGCAGUGAUUGGGAUUACCAUCCCAGAGGUUGAUAAUACCGAGCUUCCCCGUGCCUAUAUAGUGCGACGCCCCGGAAGUGCAGGGGAAGAACUUACUGAGCAGGAUGUUCAGAAGUUUGUGUUGGAGCGACUGGCACGUUUCAAGGCGUUGACGGGUGGAGUGAAAUUCGUUGGGUCUAUUGCAAAGAACCCAAGCGGAAAGAUUCUCAAGCGAGUCCUCAGAGAGGAUGCAAAGAAGGAAAUUGAGGCUGGCAUUAUUAAGCCCAAACUAUGA